Messenger RNA from Brettanomyces bruxellensis, 1479 nucleotides. RefSeq lists its product as uncharacterized. The record is from RefSeq and is a predicted model, not a curated record. Bases 1 to 1479 code for a protein of 492 amino acids. Gene Ontology annotation, biological process: tRNA processing. Gene Ontology annotation, molecular function: ligase activity, forming carbon-nitrogen bonds; ATP binding. NCBI's taxonomy places the organism in Eukaryota, Fungi, Ascomycota, Pichiomycetes, Pichiales, Pichiaceae. The transcript has a single exon.
AUGUCAACAGGUGUUUAUACGAAGUUCUUGGCCAACUUGACAAGGAUCUUCGCUGCUGACCUACAUGCCUUUCCCGCAUGCAUAGCAGUGGCAUUAUCGGGUGGUGCCGAUUCUAUGGCACUAUUGAACAUGCUUGUUAGACUUAAAGAAGAAAAGCUUCAAAACUUGCACAUUCAUGCCAUAACCGUGAACCAUAAUGUUCGCCCUGAAAGUGCCGAGGAAGCUCAAGAAGUGGGAGAAGUUGUUUCUAAAUUACCUGUUGAGCAUCAUAUUCUUGAUAUCAAUCAGAAGAUAGGUCCAAAGCAGAUGGAGAAGAAUGCUAGAGAGCUAAGAUACAAACUUUUGCUAGGAGCUUGUGAGAAAGUUGGUGCGGGUGAUAUUUUUAUGGGUCAUCAUCGAAGUGAUCAGCUGGAGACGUUUCUACUUCGAAUGUUGAAUAAUUCCACUUUGUUUGGAUUGAGAUCUAUGAAGCCGGUUAGUAAUUAUCCUAUUGUAUCACCAAAUUUAGACUUAAAGGUGGUUAGGCCAAUGCUGAAUAUAGACAAAAGUGAGAUUCUGAGCUAUUGCAAGAGUGCGGGGCUCAAGUGGUUUGAGGAUAGAACUAACUUCAUUCCUGGUCUCACAAAACGGAAUUACUUCCGUUCCCUACUCAAAGAUGAUAAGAAUAAGUUGCCACCAGCCUUGCAGAAGUCAAAGAUUCUUGACUCGUUGGCAAAGGUUGAAAGCUUCAACAAGAUUGUGGAUUUAAGAAUGAACAAUAUUAGGAAAAGACUUCAGGAGGAGGGUGCGGAUGUCAUAGAUCCAAAGACCAUGUCUUUGAAACUUUUCUUCCCUGCAGACAUGAUUGGUCCGCUUAAUUAUGUUGCUUUGGACAGAUAUCUCUUCUUGGACAUGUACCAAGUUAGUGCAAGUGCAAACUAUUUCCAUGAAUUCACUAAGGUGGAUGAUAAGUACUCGACUUUUAUUCCAAAAGUUACUGGAAGGAAAGAUAAAUCCUCUUUGAUUGAAGAUAUUUGGAACGGCAAGAAGCCAAGCAGAUUUACGCUUCUAAAGUGUCAAUUUGACGUCAAGCGUUCUGAUGAUGGUAUCGAGAUGGAAAUCAGUAGAGCAAAUGAAGAUCCUCGUAGGGGAUUUCACGUGCUUCCAUUUGAUAUCAAAUCUGGAGAGCCAACGCAGUGGUUAUUUUUCGAUGAGAGACUCUUCCUGAAGUUUAGUUGUAUCGAUCCAAAUAUGAGUGGUCGGUAUAGACUAGAGAUUUUCAAAGAUAAAGUUCACUUAGAUAUUUUGAAGAAGAGUUUUGCAAGAUAUUCAGGAUUCAAGAAGUUGCUUAACAAGUAUCACGUUCCAGUCUUGAUCCGCUCGGGUGAGUCCGGUGAUUCUGAUAAGAUUGUUGGAUUCCCUACUUUGUGGAAAUAUGCAGAUGACGUCAAACCGGGUAGCAUUGUUUGCGAGAUGAAGAUGAAGCGUGCGUUGCUUUGA